Messenger RNA from Orbicella faveolata, 2254 nucleotides. Its product is annotated as DNA-directed RNA polymerase III subunit RPC3-like. The record is from RefSeq and is a predicted model, not a curated record. Gene Ontology annotation, cellular component: RNA polymerase III complex. Gene Ontology annotation, biological process: DNA-templated transcription. Lineage: Eukaryota; Metazoa; Cnidaria; Anthozoa; Scleractinia; Merulinidae. Gene Ontology annotation, molecular function: single-stranded DNA binding.
UGGCGGCCACCAUGGCUACUCGUAAAGCGGGAAAAGUUUUCUAAUUCAACUUGCUUUUCAAUCCGUAAUGUCUGUUCAACAGAAGCGAGUCGCGUCUCUCAUUUUAAAAGAACACUACGGAGAAGUUGUAGAAAAGGUCGGCUCGUAUUGUAUUGGAAAAGGACCGCGUCCUUUGCGGGACAUAAUUCGUGAUACCAAGCUUCCUCGAGAUCAUGUGCAGAAGGCAUUGUGUUGCCUCAUUCAACAUCAUUUCGUUACAUUUGAAGUGAACAAGAAGAACGUGACGUUGUACAAUGCCUGGAUUGCCAAUAUACUUCUUCGUCCUCGUUCACCGCGGUAUAUUUAUUGUGCGAAGAGUUUGUUUGGAUACACAGGCGAGUUGAUAACGGAUGAGAUUUUACAACAUGGCGCACUGGCCAUGAGCACCGUGGUCAGCAAAAUUGUGACCCAUUUAGUCGAGGAUGAUCCUGAUGCGGAUGAUUAUGAAGUUAAAGCGACUUUUGCUGAUCUUGUAAAGAAUCGUUUCCUCCAAAGAGUGAAACCAGUUCAUCAUAAUGAAGACAAUGUGGACAUGAACAGUUAUAAUGAAGAUGAUCUCUAUGCUCUGCCUCCUGGAAUGACUUUGCAAGGUCAUGGUGCAAAACGGAAAAGAAGUGUUGAUGAUCAGGGUCAAACAACAAAAAGACAGAAAACAGGAGCAAGCCAGUCUGCCAGUGAUCGAAGCUCUGAAAUAAAUGAUGAAGGGAUUUUAUGGCAAGUAAAUUUUGCCAGGUUUCAUCAGCAUUUCAUUGAUGAGGAUAUUGUCUCAGCUGUAACCAAGAAAGUUGACAAGUUUGCUGGAGAGAUUGUAAAGACAAUGUUGAAAUUAAGUGAGCUUGUAAGGGAUCCCUUGUCACCAACUUCACAGACAGUUUCACUCUAUGAGAUCUCACAAAACCUGUCAGUAACUCCCAAGAUGGAGAAGGCACAAAUCACGCAAUAUCUUUCACUACUAACAGAUGAGAAGGAAAGUUUGGUUUCCAAAACAGGAGAGAGUGGAGGUGGAAUGUACUGCAUAAAUAUGCAAAAGUGUGUGGAUAUGCUUUGUCAAAAUGUUAUAGAGUCUAUUGUUCAAGAAAGGUUUGGCUCAAGAUGUUUUAGAAUCUUCAGAUUGUUGUUACUCAAGAAACACAUGGAGCAGAAACAGAUUGGUGAGCUCGCAAUGAUUCCAUCUAAGGAUGCCAAAGAGUUGUUGUACAAGCUUUUUGCUGAGAGGUUUAUUGCACUACAGGAAAUCCCUCGAGCAUCUGACUAUGCUCCCUCCAGAACGUUUUACUUAUUUUCUGUGGAUCUACGGCAGCUCAGUAGAAUGUUGAUUGAAAAAUCGUACCAGGCACUUGGAAACCUGAUGAGCAGACGACAGACUGAAGUUCAGGAACAUAGACGUCUAGUGGAAAAGGAAGAGAGGUUAGAAGCCACAAUAAACUCACUGAAGGCUCAGCAUGGUGAAGAGACAUCAGCAGAAGCUAUUGCUGAACUUCAAGAACUGAUUAUACCUGCAGAGAGAGAGCAGCUCAGGAAACUGAAGCUCACCCUUGCCAAGUUAGAACAGAGUGAGCUGCAAGUGGAUGAGACCAUUUUCAUUCUCUCACAGUACAUUGCUUCACAUUAAAAUUCAAGGACACCCAUGUUUAAUUCUCACAACAAUGGGAGCCAUGUUGAGCCACCUGCAGCAACAAUAUCUAGUGUAGUGACAUUUUUUAACAGUGUUGUUGUCGGUGAAGUUUUUGGUGUUUUGGUGUGUGAAAGUUUUAAAAGGUCAACUGGGAAAUUACUCUCAAUAAUGGCACAAACAAGAUGUCACUUGACAGGGACUGAAUUAAUCUUGAUGCGCUAUGAUGCAAAGAAAUUCAGAGAAUAGACUUGGCUCUCAGUGUAUUGUAACAAGGAGGACACAAACUUUUUCUGGUCAUCAAAAUUUUCCUUCCUGACUCAAUGUCGUAAUUCAAUGUAGAUAGGAAGGCAUGGCCAAAGCUUGAAUUCUGAAGUGCAAUUGAAAGACUAGCAAUCAAAAUAUGUUGAUUUGGACACCACAACAUUCUAAGUGUUACAAACCUAGUCAGACUUCAUCUUGAAAAUAUCUCUUGCCAUACACAAGAGGUUGAUGUGAAACCUUGGACUAUUAAAGAAUACCCCUAAAUAAUUAUUCUUUUACAGGCUGUGAAAUAAAAAAAAAAUGGUAACCUGUGAUUAUUGAAAUAAAUGUGAAAACACA